CCGAAGGGGCAGGGCGACGUAAUCUAGCCCCGGAACAGGCAGGGCAGAGGCCUCCGGGAAACCGGAAGUUAAGAUUGUACCUUGUCCCAACUCCUCCUGGACUUCCAAAUUUUUUCCCGCCUUGGCUCCUUAGCAGGCCCGGGAACUUCUGGCGCCCAAGACCUAAAGCCUCGAGACAAGGCCAGGAAAAGAUAAGAGUGGCUUCACCAGAUGGACUCCCUGGGACUACUUUACUGCCUCUACAGGGAACCUAGAGUCCCAGGGAUGGCCUUUGAGAGGAACACACUCCCAGCCCCGUUUCAUUUUCUUUGGUUUGAAAUUUCUUCUACAAAAUGACUGAGGAAAAAUACUUUACGUGAUUGCUCAGGAGGCGGUGACAUUCAAGGAUGUGGCUGUGGACUUCACCAGAGAGGAGUGGCGCCUCUUAUCACCUCCCCAGAAGGAGCUGUACAAGGAGGUGAUGCUGGAGAAUGCCCAGAACCUGCUCUCUGUGGGGCUUCCAGGUCCCCCAGAAGAUGUGAUCUCUUAUUUGGAGCAAAGAGAAGCCCCAUGGUUGCUGGAGAAAGAAGGCCUGAGGAGCUGCUGCCCAGGAGAUAUCAGACCUGAAAUGAAGGUGAAUCCAACAGAGAUGAGCCCUUCUGUGAAAGAAAUGGACCUACAAAGAUUCAUGAGUGAUCAUCCCGAUAACUUUGCUUUCAGAGAAUUUGGUGUUGCACCUCAAAAUUCAUCUCAUAUUGAACAUCACACUGAAGAAAAAUCUAGUGAAAGUAAUCAGUGCAGAAAGACUUUUAUUCACAGCGUCAGUCUUGCUGGACAUCUGAGAAUGCACACAGGGGAGAAACCUUAUGAAUGUAAGGAAUGUGAAAAGACAUUCCGUCAUAGCUCCAAUCUUGCUAGACAUCAGGGAAUCCACACUGGAAAUAAACCUUAUGUAUGCAAGCAGUGUGGAAAGACAUUCAGUCAGAGCUCCCAUCUUGCUGUACAUCAGAGAAUCCACACUGGGGAGAAACCUUAUGAAUGCAAGCAAUGUGGAAAGACAUUCACAAUGAAGUCGCAUCUUGCUGUACAUCAAAGAAUCCACACUGGUGAGAGACCUUAUGAAUGCAAUCAAUGUGGAAAGACAUUUCGUCAGAACUCCGAUCUUGCUGUACAUCAGAGGAUCCACACUGGGGAGAAACCUUAUGAAUGCAAGCAAUGUGGAAAGACAUUCCGUCGUAGCUCUGAUCUUGCUAGACAUCAGAGAAUCCACACUCAUGAGAGACCUUAUGAAUGCAAGCAAUGUGGAAAGACAUUCACAAUAAAGUCCCAUCUUGAUAUACAUCAAAGAAUCCACACUGGGGUGAAACCUUAUGAAUGCAAUCAUUGUGGAAAGACAUUUAUAGAUAACUCCUCUCUUUCUGUGCAUCAAAGAAUCCACACUGGUGAGAGACCUUAUGAAUGCAAUCACUGUGGAAAGACAUUUCGUCAGAGCUCCGAUCUUGCUGUACAUCAGAGGAUCCACACUGGGGAGAAACCUUAUAAAUGCAAGCAAUGUGGAAAGACAUUCCGUCGUAGCUCUGAUCUUACUAGACAUCAGAGAAUCCACACUCAUGAGAGACCUUAUGAAUGCAAGCAAUGUGGAAAGACAUUCACAAUGAAGUCCCGUCUUGCUAUACAUCAAAGAAUCCACACUGGUGAAAGACAUUAUGAAUGCAAUCAUUGUGGAAAGACAUUUAUAGAUAACUCCUCUCUUUCUGUACAUCGGAGAAUCCACACUGGGGAGAAACCUUAUGAAUACAAACAAUGUGGAAAGACAUUCACAGAUAACUUCAAUGUUUUUCUACAUCAGAGAAUCCAUACUGCAGAGAAACCUUAUGAAUGCAAGCUAUGUGGAAAGACAUUCUAUCAGAGUUCCAAUCUUGCUGUACAUCAGAGAAUCCACACUGGGAAGAAACCUUAUGAAUGCAAACAAUGUGGAAAGAUAUUCACAAUGAACUUCAGUCUUGCGGUACAUCAGAGAAUCCACACUGGGGAGAAACCUUAUGAAUGCAAGCAGUGUGGAAAGACAUUCAGUCGAAGCUACACUGUUGUUGCACAUCAGAGAAUCCAUACUGGAGAGAAACCUUAUGAAUGCAAGCAAUGUGGAAAGACAUUCCGUCAGAGCUCCGAUCUUGCUGGACAUCAGAGAAUCCACACUGGGAAGAAACCUUAUGUAUGCAAGCAGUGUGGAAAGACAUUCAGUCGGAGCUCCUAUCUUGCUGCACAUCAGAGAAUCCACACUCAGGAGAAACCUUAUGAAUGCAAGCAAUGUGGAAAGACAUUCAGUCAAAGCUCCACUCUUGCCGCACAUCAGAGAAUCCACACUGGAGAGAAACCUUAUGAAUGUAAGCAGUGUGGAAAGACAUUCAGUCAGAGCUCCCAUCUUGCUGUACAUCAGAGAAUCCACACUGGGGAGAAACGUUAUGAAUGCAAUCAGUGUGGAAAGACAUUCACAGAUAACUCCUAUGUUGCUGUACAUCAGAGAAUUCACACUGGGGAGAAACCUUAUGAAUGCAAGCUUUGUGGAAAGACAUUCAGUCAGAGCUCCCAUCUUGCUGUUCAUCAGAAAAUCCACACUGGGGAGAAACCUUAAGAAUACAAGCUAUGAGGAAAAAUGUUCACAUGCAGUUCUAGUCUUGCUAUUGUGCGAAGGAAAUUUACCCAUCAUCCUGGGGCAACAUACCUAGUGUGAUUCUGAACUUAACUUAGAGGGGAGGAUUGUGUGAUGGGAACCAUUGAGGAUAGAAUGGCAGAAGGAAAAAAGGAAGCAAUAGAGUCGAAAGAUCACAAUGGGGGCAGGGUGAUGUCCCCUGAACUGCCCCACCUGGGUGGUCUAAGCAAAAUAGAAAGCCAUAGUUGGAUCCUAAUAUGAGAUUUGUAUGAGUAGGAGGAGAAAAGGUUUGAUAAACUAAGGCAAGAGCAGAUAUCCAAGCUCUUUUCUCAGUUUUGUUACUCACUGGACUUCCCUGUAAGCAUGGCUAGGGCACCCUAAUGCUGCCCACUGAAUAGCAAGCUAAGUGGAGCAGUGAUGAAAGUAUGUUUCUUUCCUAUUUUUCCAUCCCCCCCCCACCUUUGAUGAAAUAAAAUUAAUUUAGGGUGAGUCUCAUAAUUUCCCCUUAUAUACCAUACAUCACAGGAACAACAGACAUUCACACUGAGCUCUCCCCUUGCUCAAAAUCAGACAAUUCAUUUUACUAUGUCAAUAUCUAAAAUUAGGCCCAAAUGGAAAUAUGUUUUAGACCUAAAGUGGGAUCCCAUAAGACAAUUAAGGGAGCAUAGAAUAAUUUACCUUUCAGAUCAAUUUAUUGAUAAGGGGAGGAUUUAUGACCAAAUAAGAAAUAGAAAACAUUAUGAGGUGUAAAAUACUUAGUUUUUCUUUUGUUAAAUUCAAAACUGUACAAGCAAAACUAACACAACCAGUAUUAAAAGUGGAAAGUAGUUUUAAUUUGCUUUGCCUCAAUUUUGACUGUAUUCACAAAUGCCUUAAUUCAUCAUUUCAUGGCAUCUGGAUCUAAAGAGUAGUGAAUUUAGGAAGGAAAUAAUGUCUUUGCUCUAUAGAAAUUAUUUGUAAUUACCAUCAUUUACAUUUCCCCAAAAAAUUUGUAUCAAGCAAAAUUUAAAAGAUAACCAAUGAUAUUAUAUUAUAGAGUUAAAAUAUUAAAUAAAAUCAUUGACAUUGCAA
Monodelphis domestica (gray short-tailed opossum) is the source of this 3700-nucleotide messenger RNA. The record is from RefSeq and is a predicted model, not a curated record. Lineage: Eukaryota; Metazoa; Chordata; Mammalia; Didelphimorphia; Didelphidae.